Molecule: messenger RNA, 1239 nt
Organism: Medioppia subpectinata
Lineage: Eukaryota; Metazoa; Arthropoda; Arachnida; Sarcoptiformes; Oppiidae
Source: the annotation of a GenBank genome assembly
AUGAAAGAAAAUAUAUUGAAUUCGUUGUCAUUAUUGCCAAAAAUACAGACCAUUAGACUUUAUACCGGCAAAGACUUCAUCAAAACUGAAUCCAGUGUUGACUCGAAUGGUGUGAACCAAGUGUUGGACACAAUGGAUAUGAAGGGUAACGACGAGUCGAUGGCCACCGAAGACAACGACAGCCAAACGUGGCAUCAAAUCACACACAAAGACAUUACAAUCCAUCAAAUGUUACAACAAUUCAAAGCAAUCAACACUUUGUGCCUAAAUCCUAAAAGACGAUUACAUUUGACUGAUAAUAAAAAUAGCGUUCAUUUAAAUAAGAGAUUUGUUUGUGAUUUCAAGGAUUGUAACAAAAGUUUUCCAUCAAAUAGUGGUUUAAUUCGACACAAAAGUUGUGUUCAUUUGAAUGAAAAGCCAUUCAAAUGUAAUGAAGAAAAUUGUGGCAAAAGUUUUGGUAAUAAAUCGCAUUUCAAUCGACACAAACGCAUCCAUUCGGGAGAAAAACCAUUUCCAGUUGUAUGUGAUUUCAAAGGUUGUAAUAAAAGUUUUAAUUGGAAAUCACUAUUAAUUCAACACAAAAAUAGUGUUCAUUUGAAUACAAGAUUUGUUUGUGGUUUCAAUGGCUGUAAACAAAGUUGUAAAUCAAAGACACAUUUAAAUCGACACAAAAAUUGUGUUCAUUUGAAAGUAAAGCCAUUCAAAUGUAAUGAAGAAAAUUGUGGCAAAAGUUUUGGUGUUAGGGCUCAUCUCAAUCGACACAAAAGUACACAUUCAGGAGAAAAACUAUUUGUAUGUGAUUACACUGAUUGUGAUCACAGUUUUGCACAAAAAUAUAAUUUAUUUCAACACAAAAAAUGCGUUCAUUUGAAUGUAAAGCCAUUUAAAUGUAAUGAAGAAAAUUGUGGCAAAAGUUUUGGGCGAAAAUCACAACUCAUUGAACACAAACUCAUCCAUUCGGGAGAAAAACCAGGAUUAUCCCACCAGUGGAAUAAUCCCUCUUAUCUAUUGAACCCUAACUGUACUUUUGGGUAUAAGAGAGCGACUGUUGUCUCUGGCAUGCAGUUCCUCCCCACCCGUCAAACCGUAUACAAUAAAAUAGUUAAUGUCUUACUGCUGUGUCUCGUUCUUCGCGUAUCACCGAUAGUGAUCCGCGAUAUCAACUCUUGGUCCACACCCAGUGGUGGACAGGGAGAUCCGACACACAGUACGACCGGCGUGAAGCCCCAACAGCAGUAG